Scheffersomyces amazonensis is the source of this 3628-nucleotide messenger RNA. RefSeq names its product DNA-dependent ATPase. The record is from RefSeq and is a predicted model, not a curated record. The transcript has a single exon. Bases 92 to 3454 code for a protein of 1120 amino acids. Gene Ontology annotation, molecular function: ATP binding; ATP-dependent chromatin remodeler activity. Gene Ontology annotation, cellular component: nucleus. Gene Ontology annotation, biological process: transcription-coupled nucleotide-excision repair. Lineage: Eukaryota; Fungi; Ascomycota; Pichiomycetes; Serinales; Debaryomycetaceae.
UAAAAAAAUCAAGCGAAGAGUGGUGCAGCAAUCGGAGCAUCAAGCCGAAUUAUUUUGACAUAUAAUUACGAGAAGACGGGGUGCACAUAUAAUGAGCCAUGAAGAAUUGGAAUCAUUAGGGGUGCAGCUCGUAGAUCAAGACCAACUUGAAAGUUCUAUCACCAAGAAAGCCAAUGAAGCUCUUAUCGCCAAGGAUAGUGAAGUAGAUCAAAAACGAUUAGAAAAGGCUAGUAAGGAUUUGAACAGUACAGUGGUGCGGAUAAGAGCGCUCACUAAUCGGUUAAACAAUCCGAGAACGAAGCUCAGUCAGAGAAAGUCUAUUAAGGAUGAAAUCCAGUGGUAUGAAGAGAAUGAGUUGAAACAGAGACAACAAGAUGUCGAUGAUAUCACUAAGCGAUUACAAGAAAAUAAAGAGCAAUUAAAUCAAUCCCUUAAAUCAGGUUCAAAUAAUGGAACUUCAUCUAAAUCAACAUCUACAGCAGUAGAGAGGUUACCGGAUGAGAGUGAAAAGGAGUUCUUAAUAAGAACCGGUAAGAUAACCGCGUUUGGGAAUGAAAAUUUAUUCCAUCAAGAUAACACUGAGGAAGCCAAUGAUAAUGAAAGCAAGAGUCACGUCUUCUUGAGGGCUCCUGGGUUCGAAUCCACACCGGAGGUUCGUGACUUCGCUCAAGAAAAGGUUUCCGAACCGGAAGUUAAGUUGGAAGAAGAAGAAGAAGAAGAAGAAGACGAAGAUGAGGAUGAGGAUGAGGAUGAAGAAGCACCACUAACGAAGAAAAGAAAGCUCAAGGAUGAUGAUGACUAUGAAGACGUAUCUGAUGAUGCACUGGCAGACGAAGAGUUAGAGGAGCAAAUAAUAGAUGAAGAUGAGGAAGAAGUCGAGGAGACUGCGGAAGCAAAGGCCGAGCAGCGGAAUAUCGAUGAUGGAGACGAAACUGUAUAUCAGGCAAGAUUAAAGGACUGGGUGAAAAGAAGGUCAUCUCGCCGUACGGGAGAAUCUGAGGCAGAUAAAGGUAAAGAAGAAUGGUUUAAACCACAUCCUACGAUAUCCGAUGCUAAAUUAAAUGAUCAAUUUAGAUUGCCUGGAGAUAUAUAUCCAUCAUUGUUUGAUUAUCAAAAGACUUGUGUCCAAUGGCUCUGGGAGCUUUACUCACAAAAGACAGGAGGUAUCAUAGGAGAUGAGAUGGGUCUUGGAAAGACUAUUCAAAUUAUAUCUUUUAUUGCGGGAUUACAUUAUUCAGGACUACUUACUAAGCCUGUAUUGGUUGUUGUUCCAGCUACAGUAUUGAAUCAAUGGGUUAAUGAAUUCCAUAGAUGGUGGCCUCCCUUAAGAUGCAUAAUUCUUCACAGUAUUGGAUCAGGAAUGAAUAAGAGUAUCACGUCGGAGGAAAGAUUAGAAGCGUUUCUUGAAUCUAGUGAUCCAUCCAUGUCCCAAAAAUCUUUAAAGGGUAUAAAUACUCAGAUCAAUGCUAAGGAAAUAAUAGACAGAGUUAUGCAAAAUGGUCAUGUAUUGGUGACAACUUAUGUGGGAUUGAGAAUCUAUUCAAAGUAUAUUUUAAAACAUAAAUGGGGUUAUUGUGUUCUAGAUGAAGGUCAUAAGAUUAGAAAUCCUGAUCUGGAUAUAUCCUUGACUUGUAAACAAAUUAAGACUCAUAAUAGAAUUAUCUUAUCGGGGACUCCUAUUCAAAAUAAUCUUAUUGAAUUAUGGUCAUUAUUUGAUUUUGUAUUUCCUGGCCGAUUAGGUACUUUACCAGUAUUUCAACAACAAUUCUCUAUACCAAUAAAUAUGGGAGGGUAUGCUAAUGCCUCGAAUGUUCAAGUUCAAACAGGUUAUAAAUGUGCAGUGGUAUUAAGAGAUUUGAUUUCGCCUUAUUUAUUGAGACGAUUAAAGAGUGAUGUUGCCAAGGAUUUACCCAAGAAGAAUGAAAUGGUUUUAUUUGUAAGAUUAACAAAAGAACAACAAGAUCUAUAUGAAAGAUUUUUACUGAGUGAAGAUAUGGGAGCUAUCUUGAAAGGUAAAAGAAAUGUCUUACUUGGGGUUGAUAUUCUAAGAAAGGUAUGUAAUCAUCCUGACUUGGUAGAUCGUGAAAUGUUACUUCGUAAGAAAGGGUAUAACUAUGGUAAUCCCUCCAAAUCAGGGAAGAUGCAAGUGUUAAAGAAUCUUUUACAAUUAUGGCAAAGUCAGAAACAUAAAACUUUAUUGUUUUGUCAAACGAAGCAAAUGCUAGAUAUAUUGGAAAAGUUUGUAGCUAAUCUUAACAAGUUGAAAGUUGAAAACAAUGAAGAAGAUAAUGAAUACUUCACAUACUUACGUAUGGAUGGAUCUACCCCUAUUGCCAAACGUCAAGCUUUGGUAGAUAAAUUUAAUGAAGAUCCAAACUUGGAUGUAUUCCUAUUGACUACUAAGGUUGGAGGAUUAGGGGUUAAUCUCACGGGAGCUGAUAGAGUAAUUAUUUAUGAUCCAGAUUGGAACCCAUCUACAGAUAUGCAAGCCAGAGAAAGAGCUUGGAGAUUGGGACAAAAGAAGGAUAUAACAAUAUAUCGAUUAAUGACUUCAGGUUCUAUUGAAGAAAAAAUAUACCAUCGACAAAUCUUUAAGACUUUCUUGACUAAUAAGAUUUUGAAAGAUCCUAAGCAAAGAAGAUUCUUUAAAGUUAAUGAUUUACAUGAUUUAUUUACUUUGGGAGACCAAAAUGAAGUUGGGACUGAAACUGGUGAUAUGUUUAAUGGAGCUGAAAAGAAUUUUAGUGGUACUAAAAGUAGAAAGCCUGCCACAUUAAUGAAGAAGAAACAUAACAAUGAUGAUGAUUUUUAUGAAGUUGCCAAUAUAGCUGGAGUAUCGAAAUUAGAUGAAUUUGUUGGUGAUAAAGAAGAAGAGGAUCUGACUAAACCAAGUGAUGAUUCUGGACUUAUGGAAGGUAUAUUUGCCAAUAGUGGAGUUCACAGUGCAUUACAACAUGAUGAUAUUAUCAAUUCUGGAGAAAAGGAGAUAUCUUUAGAAGAAAAAGAGGCUAACAGAGUAGCCAAAGCAGCAGCAGAAGCAUUAAGGGAAUCUCGAAAACUCGCUAGAAAGAAUACUCUAGGAACACCUACAUGGACAGGUAAAUUUGGAUUAGCCGGUAAAUUUGGACCCAAGAGAAAUGAUAUGAAAGAUAAGAAGACGAAAGUUCUUUCUUCAGCAUCCAUCUUGGGGAAUUUAAAGAAAGAGAAAGCUACAUUAUUUACUAAGAAGGCCAAUGAUGUGAUUGACAGUAAACAAGAAGUUAUUGCUAAGCUUGUAAAUUACUUGAAGGAUCAAGAAGGUCACUUUAGUAAGUCAAGCGACAUCUUGACCAAUGCACAGAUUGACAUGAAGGAUUCAGAUGAUAUGAUAAAAAUAAGGUCAAUGUUAAGAGAAGUGGCGAUUUGGGAUAGUUUAAAUAAGGGCUGGACUCUUAAGCAAGAGUUCAUAAAUUAAUAGAGUAGUUAGGUACAUAUACGUCUAAUCAAUUGGUGCAUCAAUGUAUAUUUGCAGCUAAUUUAGUAGACAUUAUUGGUGGGACACGACAUUUGUGACACUACGCUGUAUACAGAAUACCGGAUAAAGUUCCGAGUUGACAUAAAAUGUUCCGGAUUGAUAGAAAACGUUUCA